ACGGAAACAAACGCUGGUUAUGAUUUGUAUUGGAGCUGUCUGUAUCCACUUAUAAACCACACUCAGCUCUCAUCAUGAUUUGGAAUAUAUAUAUGUAUGUUUUCAUCUUAUGACAUAUUCUUCUUCUCCGUCCAUCUGAGAAAGACAGAAUCCUCCGUCACUAGUACGACCUCAACGAAUCCAUCCACUUGAUCCCUAAGAUGGAAGUGCAAAAUUCUGAACCUGCUCAUGUAAUUGAGGUCCACAGAGAUGUACCAUCCAUUGAACGGAAUCUGGCUGGGAGUAAGAUUUGUGGGGGAGCAGCAUGUGGAUUUUCAGAUGCUGGAACCAGUUCUAAAGAUGCAAAAGAACGAUCAGCGUCCAUGCGGAAGCUUUUGAUUGCAGUUGUGCUUUGUGUUAUCUUUAUGAGUGUAGAAGUUGUUGGUGGCAUCAAAGCCAACAGUCUUGCGAUCUUGACUGACGCUGCUCAUUUGUUAUCAGAUGUUGCAGCAUUUGCAAUAUCCUUGUUUUCACUUUGGGCAUCAGGAUGGGAGGCAACCCCGCGUCAGUCUUAUGGUUUUUUCAGGAUUGAGAUACUUGGCGCACUGAUUUCCAUUCAGAUGAUAUGGCUCCUUGCCGGGAUCCUUGUAUAUGAAGCCAUUGCGAGACUUAUCUAUCACACCGGUAAAGUUCAGGGUUUUCUUAUGUUUGUUGUCUCUGCGUUUGGUUUGGUGGUUAAUAUUGUCAUGGCACUCUUGCUGGGUCAUGAGCAUGGUCAUAGUCAUGGCCAUGAUCAUGGGCACGGCGGGGAGGAUCAUGGUCAUGCACAUAACCAUGGGCUAAACAUAGAUACGCGUCACCACCACCAUCAUCAUGAGAGGAGCUCUGAGCACUAUGAUGAGCAUCAUCAUACUCAUGAUUCACAUCAUUCUGAGCCUCUUCUCAGGACGUACUCAGAAAGUGAGCCUAAAAAAAAGAAACAACGGAACAUCAAUGUACAGGGGGCUUAUCUCCAUGUGUUGGGAGAUUCCAUUCAAAGCAUUGGGGUGAUGAUUGGCGGGGCAAUAAUUUGGUAUAAACCAGAAUGGAAGAUUAUUGAUCUGAUAUGCACUCUUGUAUUUUCAGUAAUUGUAUUAGGCACAACGAUCAGGAUGUUGCGGAAUAUUCUGGAGGUUCUGAUGGAGAGUACACCGAGAGAGAUUGAUGCUACUAGACUUGAGAAGGGUCUCUGCGAGAUGGAUGAGGUGGUUGCUGUCCAUGAACUGCACAUUUGGGCCAUAACAGUAGGGAAGGUUCUAUUGGCUUGCCAUGUUAAGAUCAAACCUGAGCCUGAUGCUGACAUGGUACUUGACAAGGUCAUAGACUACAUUAGGAGAGAAUACAAUAUCAGUCAUGUAACCAUUCAAAUAGAGCGCCAGUAAGUAGAGGUUAUACACUGUUUGAUUAAUAUCAGCUGUAUGGUUCAGAACAAUUUAGUCUAUAAUUCUUUUUUCAUCUGUUAAAAGAUCAUAUCAUUGACUGCUUUUUAUGAGAUAGAGUGAAGGGCUUUUGGCUCAUUUCUCAUGAGCCAUUCACAUAA
This is a messenger RNA of Jatropha curcas, 1558 nucleotides long. RefSeq names its product metal tolerance protein 1. Gene Ontology annotation, molecular function: zinc ion transmembrane transporter activity. The record is from RefSeq and is a predicted model, not a curated record. Gene Ontology annotation, cellular component: vacuole; plasma membrane. Gene Ontology annotation, biological process: zinc ion transmembrane transport. Lineage: Eukaryota; Viridiplantae; Streptophyta; Magnoliopsida; Malpighiales; Euphorbiaceae.